This is a messenger RNA of Anisakis simplex (herring worm), 1596 nucleotides long. Lineage: Eukaryota; Metazoa; Nematoda; Chromadorea; Rhabditida; Anisakidae. The record is from the annotation of a GenBank genome assembly.
AUGGAAGACAACGCUGUGGAGGUCAAUCCACUUUAUUUGACCGACGAUUUUUGUAAGAAUUUCAGAGAAACCAUAGCAGGUUCCACUCCAGCAUCUAAGCCCUUCCCGCAUUGGUCUCUUGAAAACUUCAUAUCUAAUGAAGAGUUUGUACGUUCAUUGCGAAAAGAAUUGAAGGAAUUAAAGUGGAAGCGCAAAGAGAACGAUCUGUAUUCCAUUACUCAAACAGAUGAUCUCGCUAAUGUCACUGAUAAUAAAUAUCGGAAUGUUAUUAAAUAUCGAGAGUUUGUCAAAGAUACGAUGCGCAAUUGGUUGAUGAGAGCAUCCGGUAUUAGUCUAAAUCAGCAGGUUGAUUUAACAGGUAGUUCAUACAAGUAUACGGAUGUGCUUUUACCGCAUGAUGAUCAGCUGGAGAAGCGCAAAUUUGCUUUCGUUUUAUAUUUGUGUGAUGAAUCGUGGAAAGAACAACACGGAGGUCAACUCAAACUUUAUCGUUGUGAUGAUUCUGACAAUCCUUUGUCGGUCCAUAGAGAAAUUUAUCCCAAGUUCAAUAUGAUGAAUAUAUUUGAGGUAUCGAAGCGCUCGUGGCACAUGGUAUCUGAGGUAGUGACGAAAGGUGUUGAUCGUUUAUCGAUUAAUGGUUGGUUUCAUGCCGAUGAUGUACCCACAAUCCUUCCACUAAACGCUGUACGUCGUGAAGUAGCACUGCCGCAUAUGGACAUCACGUUGCAGCUUGAUGAGGUUACGGAAUGGAUCAAUCCAAGUUAUAUCUUGCCGGCAGAACAAGAAGCACUCAGAGCAAAUUUUGAAGAAGAAUCUCAAAUUUGUCUCACAAGAUUCAUUCGAAGAGAGAAACAUGAUCAGCUUAUGUCAGCAUUGGCCGCUUGUCAGUUCCAUAAAGAAGGACCACCAAGCAAAAGAGAGGUUUGGUAUUUGGAUGAGACGCACGUUGAAAAAACUAGCAUAGUUGGAUCACUUUUGCGUCUAUUCCGAUCUCGCGCCAUCACAUUACUUGCAUCACAAUGGACCGGCUUGAAACUCGAGCAAUUGGCUGACGAGAGUACUCCAGAAGAUAAAGAACUAAGUGGAGUGAGCCAAAUACCUAAUAUUAAGAGACCCAGGUUGGACGAGAGCAAUUUUGAAGUUGAGGAGCCAGUGAACAGUGAACCGUCGAAAGGCAAAGUUUCGGUUAAGAUAAAGAAAUUCAAGCAAGGUUGUUACACUUUGGCUGAUGACCAGUUAGCGCUAGAAUCAAGUGGCUACAUUUUGGACUUGCAGCUUUUCCUCAGUGAUGAUCAGUGGGACGCGGAAGCUGGUGGUUUUAUGUCAUACAUCGCGAAAUAUGACAGGCGUGAGGAAUUAAGAGUAAAUGUGGAAGAUAACUCCUUAGCGGUGGUCUAUCGUGAACCGCAUGUGUUUCCAAUCAUGAAGUAUGUAAACGAUCGUGCUGGUAAAAAGUUCUUUUAUGUGCUCGAUUGCACCGUUGUCGACGUACCUGGCGAUGAAACUGAUCUCAAUACACCUAACUCCAGCUCUUCAUCUGAUUCGUCUGAAGAGGACAGUGACGGAUGCAAUGCACCAACGUCUGAGGAGGGUUAG